This is a messenger RNA of Chenopodium quinoa (quinoa), 429 nucleotides long. RefSeq lists its product as uncharacterized. Bases 1 to 429 code for a protein of 142 amino acids. Gene Ontology annotation, molecular function: nucleic acid binding; RNA-DNA hybrid ribonuclease activity. Lineage: Eukaryota; Viridiplantae; Streptophyta; Magnoliopsida; Caryophyllales; Amaranthaceae. The transcript has a single exon. The record is from RefSeq and is a predicted model, not a curated record.
AUGAGUGGUCUGGGCUCAGGGCUGGGAGCUGUAGUCAGAGACAGUUUGGGGAAUGUUCGUGGCUGCUCUUCGGUGCAGAUGAUGGAUGUGUGGGAAACUAAGAUUGCUGAAGCUAAGGCUAUCUUCUGGGGUUUGAAGCUUGCUCAGGAGAUGGGUUUGAGCAGAGUAGAGGUAGAGAGUGACUGCCUUCCUGUGAUCCAGGCCUUGCGUGAGAAGAGUAGUGGUUCUAGUUCUUUUCAUCUUGUCAUUGAGGAUAUUGUUAAUUUGUGUUCUAGUUUUGCUUUUGUUUCUUGGUCUUUCAUUAAACGUGAUGGGAAUAGGGUGGCACACGACUUGGCUCAUUUUCAACCUUGGGAGGUUGGCCAACGUAUGUGGAUUGAUGUAAUCCCAUCUCGUAUUGUUAAUCUUGUUACGGCUGAUUUAAUUUAG